Messenger RNA from Staurois parvus, 372 nucleotides. The record is from the annotation of a GenBank genome assembly. Lineage: Eukaryota; Metazoa; Chordata; Amphibia; Anura; Ranidae.
GAAAACAUUUGGCGGACGGAGUUAUCGGAAAUUUGUUGUCUCUGGGAGUGGUUGUUUUUGCGCUGUCCUAGAUCUUGUAUUGGAGAACCAAUGUUUAAACAGAUCAGACCUUUGCGUCUACAACACACAGACUUUUCUCACUGCACAAUCAGCAUCGAUGCUUUGCGGAGUGUAAUUUCCCGAUGCUACAGGCUACUGAAUUUGAGUUUGGAGGGGUUGGAGCUGACUGAUGACAUCAUAAGUGCCAUUGCCCAGAAUUCAGAUCUGGUAAGACUGAACCUUGGUGGUUGUUUCGGCUUCUCAUCCGAAUCGCUAGCACACAUGCUGACCAGCUGCUCCAGGCUGGAUGAAUUGAACCUUUCCUGGUGUGAC